Prorocentrum cordatum is the source of this 2009-nucleotide messenger RNA. Lineage: Eukaryota; Dinophyceae; Prorocentrales; Prorocentraceae. The record is from the annotation of a GenBank genome assembly.
GGCGCAGACGACCGCGUUUUUUGCGUCGCUCACAUGUAUACGCGCAUUGUUUAUACGCCCGGUGAUGGAGCCCAGGCCCCCGAAAUCGGCAGUCCAUCGUGGCCCCCAAUCGUGAACUGGGGGCAACUGUCAACGGCUUUCUGCCGCAAGGGUGUCAUUGCUCAUCCAGCGCAGAAGGUGAACUCCAAAUGCCGUCGCAGCGGGAGAACACAUAUUCGAUGAUAACGGCGCCUCCGCACUUUUCCACCGCAAGUUUUGGGGAGAACAAGAGAAGGAAGAGGAAGGGGACGACCGCGACGCAGCACAGGGCACACACGUGAAAUCCGUGGCAAAAGGCGGCAAGGCAGCUAUCAGGCCCGGGUAUGGCUCGAAAGAGGCAGCCGUGCGAGGAGGAGGAGGAGGAGGAGGAGGAGGAGGAGGAGGAGAAGGAGGAGGAGGAGGAGGAGGAAGGACGAGGGGAGGAGCGCGACGAGUGGCCUGCAGGAGGCGGGGUCGGGCAGGAGGGGGAGCGAGGCGAGCACGUCCGACGACCUCGGCACACAGGCGGCGCGCGCUCCGCCAGCCCGGAGCGAGAGCAGGCCACACUUGGGGGAGGACUGCCACCUGUUGGGUCGGGCCUGUCCCCCGACAUGACGGGGGGACUCUGGGCGAAGAAAAAUUACGCAGACAGACUCCAGACAUACCCCAAAACGGCCAACAAAAUACGCACCACAUCUGCGCUCGCCAGCCCGGAGCGAGAGCAGGCCACACUUGGGGGAGGACUGCCACCUACUGCUGCUGCAAGAAGAAAGCCGCAUCCACGGCGGCCCAGCGCGGGGCACGGCUCUCAGUUCACUCGCGCCAGCUGGAGUGGCUGCGGCAAGACGUGCUGCGCACGUCCGAUCGGACGGCCGAGAGCAUCAUGCCCCACUCGCGGGGGCGGCAAUCCGCUAAAACACGGGAUACAGCACUGGCAGGCAUGCAGGAGGCGAGGGUGGAGGAGGCAGCGCAGGAGGCGAAGGGGGGCGAAUAUGCUCAGGCGUUUGUGUACUCGACGGGCCUGGGUUCCAAAUGGCACCGGCUCGCGUGAGAACACUGCAGACGUGCCUGUGGCACAGUGCACUCCUCGCUUCAGCGGACAUCUCCCCCCGCAGCCACGCCCAGCUAGGUAUGUCACGACGUCAGGCGACGGCCCAGGGCGGGAUGACAGACCCCCGCCCUGCGACUAGCUACGCAGUCUCGCCCUCACGACUGUGGCAAUGUACUCCCUGUAACAGCUGGUCGCGGCGCCCACCACUGCGAACCCGCCACUGCCGGUCAUUCCCCGUGCGGCGCUGCCGUCGCCCUGAGGCAUGCGGUCCAGCGUCGCGAAGUGCUGCUUGACCUGCAUCCUCACAAAUUUGCAGGGCCGCGUCUUGCGUCUAUUGAUCGCGUGCGGCAGGUGGCAGAAGUGGCAUUCGAGUCCGCUCGCGCAGCCCUUCUUCGACGCGUGGUAGGAGCACGGCACGCAUAUGCUGGCCGCGUGCUGCUCCUUGUCGCCCUCCGCGCGCUUCGCCUCCCCGUGCCCGACGACCUCACGCUCUUGCCCGCGUCCAGGGCUGCGGCUCGCAGCGUGAGAGCUGCCUGGCGCCAAGUCGGAGCAUCCACUGCUCCUGUACUGGCCGCCGUCGCGGAGCGCCACCCCGGAGCGGCGGCCACCGGCGGCGACCAAGACCAGGCCCGCGAGAGGCUCGUGGCCAGGGGCAUGCGAGCUGCAGCCAUCGACGCGCGCAGGGCAUCCCACGGCUGAGAUCCGAACAUCACCUUCGCUCCUGCUGCGCCUGAGCCCAGACAUGUCGUCCACUACCUCCAGGAAGCAGUUCUUGACGACCAGCAUGGUUCCGUCAGCCUGGCAAACGCCUCGCGGCCUGACAUCGCAAGCGCUGCGCAUGAAUCUGAUCGUGUGCCACACUCCCACCUGGGGUGGCGUGCAGCAGACUUCUUCGGCAGGCCGCUCACCUCUCUUGAUUUGGCAAAAAUGGCUAUGGACU